Messenger RNA from Ascochyta rabiei, 906 nucleotides. Its product is annotated as S-adenosylmethionine transporter. Bases 1 to 906 code for a protein of 301 amino acids. Gene Ontology annotation, biological process: transmembrane transport. Lineage: Eukaryota; Fungi; Ascomycota; Dothideomycetes; Pleosporales; Didymellaceae. Gene Ontology annotation, molecular function: S-adenosyl-L-methionine transmembrane transporter activity. The record is from RefSeq and is a predicted model, not a curated record. The transcript has 2 exons. Gene Ontology annotation, cellular component: mitochondrial inner membrane.
AUGAGCGUCCUCGAGCCCAAGCGCGGGCAGGCGUGGGUUGAGUCGCCGUACGUGCGGUCGCUGUUGGCCGGCGGCCUAGCAGGCACAACAGUCGACCUCUCGCUGUACCCGCUCGACACUUUAAAAACGCGCCUGCAGUCCUCCAGCGGCUUCACGGCCUCAGGCGGCUUUACGGGCAUCUACCGGGGGGUCGGCAGCGCAAUCGUGGGCUCCGCACCGGGCGCCGCGCUCUUCUUCAUAACCUACGACACCGUGAAGCGGCAGCUGACCCCGCGCGCAACAACGGCGUACACCGCCUCGGGGCAAGAAUACACCGUCGCGGCAGCAGGCCCCAGCAGCGCAGGGGCACACAUGCUGGCGGCCAGCCUGGGCGAGGUGGCGGCGUGCGCGGUGCGCGUCCCGACCGAAGUCGUCAAGCAGCGCGCGCAGGCGUCGCAGCACCCCUCGUCGCUGGCAGCGCUGACGCACAUCCUGAACCAGCGCGCCUCGCACGGCCUGGCGCACGUCUGGCGCGAGCUGUACCGCGGGUGGAGCAUCACUAUCAUCCGCGAGGUGCCCUUCACCGUCAUCCAGUUCCCCCUGUGGGAGGCGCUGAAGCGGUGGCGGCAGGCGCGCACGGGGCGGAGCCAGGUCAGCGGGCUGGAGGGCGGGCUGCUGGGUUCGGCGGCCGGGGCGGUCGCGGCGGGGGUUACGACGCCGUUGGAUGUGCUCAAGACGCGCAUGAUGCUUGCCAAGGAGAAGCAGCCCAUGUUCACCAUGCUGAGCGCGAUUCUGAGCGAGAGCGGACCCAGGGCGUUUUUCGCCGGCAUAGGGCCCAGGGUCGGCUGGAUCAGUGUCGGUGGUGCCAUCUUCUUGGGCAGUUACCAGUGGGCGAGUAAUCUGUUGGGUGGAGAGGUCGAGGCAUAA